Vicia villosa (hairy vetch) is the source of this 405-nucleotide messenger RNA. RefSeq lists its product as uncharacterized. The transcript has 3 exons. Bases 1 to 405 code for a protein of 134 amino acids. Lineage: Eukaryota; Viridiplantae; Streptophyta; Magnoliopsida; Fabales; Fabaceae. The record is from RefSeq and is a predicted model, not a curated record.
AUGAAGAUCAAGACUUUAGAAGAAAAGAUGUUGGAAGGUGAACAACCAAAAUUGAUUCUGUAUACUCAAGAAGACGAUGAUAGUUUGUCAUCAUUGGAAAUCUUCUUUAAGGGACUAAUUGGGUUAGAAUUCUUAAAGGAGUUAUUGAUUGUUAUAUCUCUUAAGGGACAAGUGGAAAAGGAAGAACAAGAAAAACAAGAAGAGGAAAAAGAGAAAAGUGAGCAGAACGAGGAAAGUAACAGAGAAGAAGUUGUUGCUAAAGAUUCAGGAGAGGAAAUAGAGAAAGAGGCUGAAAAGGAUGUGGCUGUUGAAGACGAUGAUCCAAUGGAAGCUAUGCAAGACCUAGUUAUGACAGAAGAGGACAACCCCAACAAAGAAACACAAGAGAAAUCUGCCGAGCCAUAA